AUGGCAUCUCCCGACCACCUGUUUGCCCUUCGGAACAACUUCUAUCUGGGCGCGUACCAGGCCGCGAUCUCCAACGCUGAGCGGCUCCGCAGCCUCUCGCCCGGAGAGGCCGGCGAGAGGGAUUCCCUCGUUUACCGCGCUUAAAUCGCUCAGGGGUCCUACGAGGCACCGACGAUGCGACUUGGCUGUCAUUGUUUUCCUAAAACUUCCGAUCUCGCUCUCUGACCUGAGCACUAAAUUACUUCCAGUUCAUGCUCUUCCAUGAGCAUCUUACCCUAAAAAUAUGGACAUUCAUCAUCUGUUCUAAACAGGAAUCUGUGAUUUCAAGUGUUAAAGAAUGGCUGAAUGAUCCAGCCAUUGGAAAUAAUUCUGUGCUACGGUUGGUUGCGGGGACCAUAUAUAUGCAUGAACAGGACUACAAUGAGGAGCUGAAGCAUACCAAUGCUGGAGGAACCAUGGAGCUGUUAGUCCGAAAGACUAUUUAUUUAUUUUAAUUUUAAUACGACAGUAAUAAAAUAAAAGAUAUGAUACUUCAAGCUCAUAUGUUUCUAGAAAAGGAUACUGUUUCCUCUUUUAACUUCUCUAUAAUCAAUCAUUUCUUUUAUUCACAGACAUGCACUCAACGUGCAAAUAUACCUGAAGAUGCACAAUGCUGACUAUGCAGGGAAGCAACUUAGGAUCAUGCAACAGAUCGACGAAGAUCACACACUGACUCAACUGGCGACUGCUUGGCAUGACCUUGCUGUGGUGGGCCCUCUUUUACUUUUUUGGAAAUAUAUAUGUGAACUAUAACUUUAUAAAUAUAUAUCUUUCUGUAGCUGAUUCUUCUCUCUCUCUCUCUCUCUCUGAUCGUAGGGCGGCUCGAAAAAUUUCUGAUGACUAGGCUGGUCUUGAAUGGAAAGGCCGUCUGCUGCAUGCACAUGGGCAACUUUGAUGAGGCUGAAACCUUGCUACUGGACGCCUUAACCAAGGUAAUCCAUCGUUUAUUUUCACUAACUUUGGAGAUUCGUGGCGAUCCAUCUGACUAUAUAUCCGACCGAUAGAACACAGCUUUAAGCUGAUUACAGCGCAUUGUGUGCAGGAUCCAUGGGAUCUGGAGACUCUGGCCAAUUUAACUGUCUGCAGUAUAUAUCUUGGGAAAUCAUCUACCCGCUUCCUGAGGUAAUUCCGAUCCAUCUAAUCCCAAUCCAAAGUGGGAUCUAAACACUGAAUCAUAUGCAUAUAUCUGAAUUAAACAAAAAAAAAACUAUGUGGCCUAUUUUUCUUGGUUUUCUGAGUAUGGUUUCGGCUCCUGUAACUCCAGGCAGCUGAAGCUGCACCAUCCUGAAUACAUGCUCGUGAAGCGCCUCUCAGCCGCGGAGGAGGCCUUUGAGCGGUCCCUCCAGUGGGCCGUGCCAUGGAUUUCCAGUGCAAAAAAUGAACAAUAUAUAUAUUUUUUUCUAGACCUCUGUUUUUUCGGACUGCUUCUGGAUUUUGGUCUUCGGAGAUGA
Messenger RNA from Spirodela intermedia, 1490 nucleotides. Lineage: Eukaryota; Viridiplantae; Streptophyta; Magnoliopsida; Alismatales; Araceae. The record is from the annotation of a GenBank genome assembly.